This is a messenger RNA of Raphanus sativus (radish), 504 nucleotides long. RefSeq lists its product as uncharacterized. Bases 106 to 501 code for a protein of 131 amino acids. NCBI's taxonomy places the organism in Eukaryota, Viridiplantae, Streptophyta, Magnoliopsida, Brassicales, Brassicaceae. The record is from RefSeq and is a predicted model, not a curated record. The transcript has 2 exons.
AUCUCCUUUUGUUUUAAGUUCAUGUUCUUUGUCUAUUUUGUGAAACUAAAGAGACUUACCAAAUACACUUUGCAGAAACAGAGGAGCAUGUGGUAGUAGAGGAAGAUGAGCAAUAAGGGUUUAGUUAUGUUCUUGAACAAGAGAGAUUGUGUUGUCCUCUGCUGCUGCUGCGAGUGCUUUAUCCUACAAGUCUUUAUCUUCCUCUUCUUCAAGUUUCCAUCUAAAGUUGCUCACAAGAUGAAGAGGUUUGUGAUCAGGAGGCUCAGAAGAAAGAAGAGAAGAUUCCUCCUACCUGCAAAGGAUGAGAUAAGUUGCAGAGAAGAGGAGCGUUUGUCUGGUGAUGUCUCCAGAGUUAGUUGCAUGGAAGAUAUUGAGGAGAUGUUGCAUGAACUUUCCAUGGAAGGAGAGUUUGUGUUUGGGAGUUUCUGGCGUCAUGGAGAGACUACAAACAACGAUUUAGACUUCGGAAACUCACAAUAUGAAAUAGCAAGAAACCAAUAAUGA